This is a messenger RNA of Exophiala bonariae, 954 nucleotides long. RefSeq lists its product as uncharacterized. NCBI's taxonomy places the organism in Eukaryota, Fungi, Ascomycota, Eurotiomycetes, Chaetothyriales, Herpotrichiellaceae. The record is from RefSeq and is a predicted model, not a curated record. The transcript is spliced from 2 exons. Bases 1 to 954 code for a protein of 317 amino acids.
AUGUCUACGAUAACCAGGACCGGCUUAACGACCAUUUUCACACCUCCACCAGAGUGCAGUUCAUCUUGGACCUACGAACAAGAAUUCUACAACAGUGUACCUGGGGGUCUUCUUCUACAGAAUGCACUGUCGGUGACAGUCGACGCAAAAUGCUUCCCACCUGGGUUUGGAUAUAUUGGAAGAGUGCCCUUUCCAACUGAGGUCUACAGUCCUGGCGCAUGUCCCGGCGGAUAUGCUACGGCGACAUUAUCAUUCAACGGAGACACCACGUUGGGAGUAUGCUGUCAAAGAGACAACCCCGACCCAAACAGUGGAUUCUCCUACACCAGCCUGUUCAGCGAGAAAAACCAAUUCAACACGACCACCGUCCUGUUCGCAGGAUGCACGAGCAUCUACUCAGCCGAAUACGGCAGCACAGUGGUACCCGCACGCGACGAACAAGACCUGAACAUAACCACCGUCAGCGGCCCUCUGAUCAUGUGGGGCCAACCGAUCAGCAUCGAAUUCCAGCAGAAAGACCUGACCCUAUUCACCACGGAAUCCGCUACAGGCACUUCCAGCGACGCCGCAACAGCCCAACCCUCCAGCACAGCCAGCCAAUCCGGACGGGGACCGACAGACCCCGGCCUACCUCUACCGACAACGAGUCCAACAUCCGACCCCGGCAGUCUCUCCACGGGCGCCAAAGCCGGCAUCGGCAUCGCGGCAGCAGUGUGCGCCGUGGCGACGCUGCUCGUCGUCGGAUUCAUUCUCAUCCGCAGAUGCAGAAUGACCAAGCGCCUCCGCGCCCAGGCGAUAGCUGCUGACGACGACAACGUCAAUAACAGCAACCAAUGGCAGCGCAAGGAGUUGGACGGAUCACCCUAUCGAGGAGAGCUCGCCGGGUCGAUGGUCGAUACAGGAACCAAAGACGCUGCGCCGGCAAGGGCGAGUCGGCGCGUCGAGCUGGAAUGA